AUGUCCAUUGAAGGGGCAUGGUUAGUGGCCAACAGCUUGGACAUGGGCCACCAGUAUUCCUUCCACGUGUCCGAGGACCCGGUGGACACGGCUUUCGAUGUGGACUAUGACACGCCAAGCGAGGUACCGGAUCUCGGCCGGGCGUCCAUUUGGACGAUGAUCGCCCUGGAGGCUCCGGAUCAGCUUCGUCAGCGUAUGGCAUGGGCGCUGGCCCAGAUCUUCGUCGUGGCGCCAGAUGAUACCACGGGGCGGCACACGGAGAUGUUUGUGAACUUCUACGACAUCUUUGUUCGUCAUGCGUUCGGCAACUUUGCGGACAUCCUGCGCGAGGUAACCUACAGCCCAGUCAUGGGAGACUACCUCACCUACAAGAGGAAUCGGGCCUUCGACAGCGAUGGUGCCUACCCAGAUGAGAACUACGCACGCGAGAUCAUGCAGCUCUUCACUAUUGGCCUCUGGCAGCUGAAUCCGGAUGGCACUCGGAUGCUAGACAGCGAUGGAAACCAGAUCCCGACCUACAGCAACGAG
Symbiodinium pilosum is the source of this 528-nucleotide messenger RNA. Lineage: Eukaryota; Dinophyceae; Suessiales; Symbiodiniaceae. The record is from the annotation of a GenBank genome assembly.